UGCCAAGCCGUGCCGUGCCGAGCCGAGCCGUGCCGAGCCGUGCCCGAGGCCCUGCAGCCCGGUAGGGGCCGGGGGAGGCCGGGCCGCCCGGGCGCCCUCGAGGGCCGAGGUGCGAAAGCCCCUCCCGGCGGGGCAGGGGCAGGUGCGCGGCCCGGGGCGGGCGGCGGGCGGGCCCCCGGCAGCGAUGGAUUUCCGUGGCAAGAAGUACGAGCGCGGCAGUAACUGGUCGGACCCCGAGGUGGUGGAGCUGCUGCAGCUCUGGGCCGACGAGUCGGUGCAGAUAGAGCUGGAGAGCUGCCUGCGCAACCAGCACGUCUUCAACCGCAUCGCCGAGGUGCUGCGGGAGAAGGGCAUCCACCGCACGGGCGACCAGUGCCGGGAGAAGAUCAAGAAGAUGAAGCUGGAGUACCGGCGGAUCAAGGACAAUAGCAAGGCCCCGCGGGGCGGGCGGACGUGGAAGUUCUACGAGGUGAUGGACAGGGUGCUGACCAGCCGGCCGGCCCUGGCCUAUGGCUCCCUGAGCGGCAGCAUGAUGGCUCAGCAGGUGCUGCAGGGCAGCAUGGUGGAGAGCUACCACCACCAGUUCGCCUCCUCGGCCCUGCCCUUUGGGCACUCCCAGCACCCUGAGCUGAUGGAAAUCAAAUGUGAGGAGGUGAACUCUGAUGACCACAGCUUGACCCCAGAGCCCCCACAAGCCAUGCCUUACCAGCAGGGCUCCCCUGAAGAACAGGAGAUGGAGAGAGCCUUCUUGGAGAGGGCCCAGAACGACUCUCCCAUCUCCAGGGUGGAGAUUCCCAUUGAAACCAGUGUUUCACCUUCAGGUUUCAGUGAGCCAAACAUGGCAAACUCUUCACGGAUCCAGAAUGUUGUUCCCCGGCCUGGCUUCUCUGCCUUGCAUCGGCUGAGAAAAAAGCGGAAAGGCCAGCGCAUGAGGGACCCCCUGGAUGACCUCCUGCUGAAGACGCUGACAUCGCAGCGCGCCAUGGAAGAGCGCUUUUUGCAGAUGGAAGAGCGCCGAUUUCAGCGAGAUUUGGAUGCGGAGGAGCGUCGGAUGCAGCUGGAGCAGCGCCGGUUUGAACUGGAGCGGGAGCAUGAGUUUCGCAUGUUCAAUGUCUUUGCUCAAAUGCUCAGCAUCCUAAAGCAGAGCCAUAGUGGUUCCUCCUCCUCUGUUGCCAUGCCUCAGGGUUUGGACUUCAGCCAGGCACUGUCUGAAAUUGAGGGAAUGGGAGGAAGAGCGAGCAACCUUCAAGAGAUGAGGGUUCGGCCGCUUGCCAAGAGGAGGGUGGACAUGCACAGCUUCUGUAACCCCAAUGGCUUCCAGAGAAGCCCCUACCUCUCUGCUCGUGGCAACUUUGCCAACCUUUUUCAGGGCCCCACUGAGGAAGGGUACAAAGCCUAUCAUGCUGACAAGUAUGAUGAAGAAAAGAACCCCAAUGGUAUAAUAAACUUUGGCACCAGUGAGAACAAGCUCUGCUUUGACCUGAUGUCCAAGCGGCUGACACAGGCUGAUAUGAAUGUGAUGGACCCUUCACUGCUUCAGUAUCCUGACUGGAAAGGACAUCUGUUUUUACGGGAAGAAGUGGCUCGAUUUUUGACCUAUUACUGCAAGGCUCCUGCACCUCUUAAAGCAGACAAUGUGAUUGUUUUAAAUGGUUGUGGCUCUUUAUUUUCUGCAUUAGCUACAGUCCUUUGUGAUCCAGGGGAAGCUGUUCUGAUUGCUACUCCUUUUUACGGUGGUAUUACCCAGAGUAUCUUCCUCUAUGGCAAUGUCAAGCUGGUGUAUGUCUAUUUGGACAGUAAGAUUACUGGAACAAACACUCGGCCUUUUCAGCUUACAGUGGAAAAACUGGAAAAAGCCUUGCAGGAUGCCCGUGCAGAGGGUAUCACUGUAAGGGCCUUAAUUCUUCUGAAUCCCCAAAAUCCCCUUGGGGACAUUUACUCCUUGUCAGAGCUACGGGAUUAUCUGGAAUUUGCUAAAAGACAUGAAUUGCAUGUGAUAGUAGAUGAGAUCUACAUGUUGUCAGUUUUUGAUGAAUCAGCCACGUUUCACAGUGUCCUAGGCAUGGACAGAUUGCCUGAUCCACAGCGGACUCACGUGAUGUGGGGCAUAACCAAGGAUUUUGCUGUCUCUGGGAUUCGUUUUGGUACUUUAUAUACAGAGAACCAAGAUGUUGCUAAUGCAGUGGCUUCUUUGUGUUAUUUCCAUGGAGUUUGUGGACCUGUCCAGCACAAGGUUGCACAGCUACUUAGAGACAGAGACUGGAUCAACCAGGUGUACCUGAGGGCCAACCAUGCCCGCCUAAAAGCUGCCCAUACAUAUGUGACAGAUGAGCUGAAGACACUUGGGGUUCCUUUUCUCAACCGCAACGCAGGCUUCUUUGUCUGGAUUGACUUCCGAAAGUACCUUAAGACGGGCACAUUUGAGGAGGAGUUGCUGCUCUGGAAGCGUUUUCUGGAUAAUAAGGUCCUCCUGUCCUGCGGGAAAGCCUUUGAGUGCAGUGAACCUGGAUGGUUCCGCAUCAUUUUUGCUGACAAGACCCACCGGCUGCAGUUAGGUAUGCAACGGAUACGCAAAGUUUUGGAAGAGCGUGAGCAGGAGAUACUGGCUGAGGAGAAGGAGCAGCCUUGUCAAUCAGAUCAGGAUGGCAAAGCAGAUAGCACAGAUGAAGUCAUUUUUGUAUCCCGCCACCAGGACCCUACCUGUGGCAGUAACUCCAGCCUUGGUGACCUCAUUGGCCUCUUGCAGCAACAGAUGCGUUCAUCUGACUGGCUACAGAAAAAUACGGCUGAGCAGUUUGCCCAGGAAAAGCCAGAGGUCUAUGAUGUGUUCAGCAAACUGGUGGGGAAGCAAUAGGGGUCAGUGUGCCUUCAGGGGCAUUCCUGAGCAGUGACUGACUCUGCGUCCCUAACAACUCAGCAGUGACUUCCAGCAAAUGAUAUAUUUUCUGUAUAGCAAGAAAAUUACUUUGUAGGCCCCGUCCUCUCCCCCCUGUUUGAGAUCUCUAAUUUGUACUAUAUAGGUGUGUUUCCUUGGAUUGGGGUGAGGGUAGGGAAUGGAGGCGGGGUGUCUUGUUUGUGUGCUGCUCUCUGUUCUGCAGCAUCAUUGUAUUUUAUAUUUAAUUUCUAAUGAAUAUGCUCUUAACACUCUUACAAGGUCCUGUGGUGUAAUUUAUUGCUCUUCACACUUUACAAGAAGAGACUUUAGUUUGUUAGUUAACUGAACUUUCCCUUUUCUUAAAUGAUGAUCAGAUGUAACUAUUUUGGGGCCAGCUGUCUCAAAGAGAUAUUUUUGGGAGAGAGAAUCUAGAAUCAGCUCUAACUUAGCCCCACUUAAGGGUAAAAUAAGCAUGUGCAUGGAUUCAUCUUCAUGACUGAGGCUCUUAGGAUGACGGUUAUCUAGACUGAGUUCUGUAAAUCUUUUUGUUUUCAGUUGGUUUACAGUCUGACCUCAGAUCAGACAGUAUCCACCGUGCUCAGUUGGUGAAAUGCCUGAUUUUGUUUCUAUUCUUCUUUUUUAUUUUCAUAUAAAUAAACUACAUCCAUUGGCCUCUUGGCAAAAUGUUCAGAAAAUAGCUACAAAUAGAGAGGCAAUAGAAAGUAGAUGUUCUUUUUUGCAUUUUUUCUAUUCCUGGAAAUCCAUCCCUUGUGGUUAACAGUGAUGUAUAUUGGCAAAAAGAGUGCAGAGAAUUCUUCUGCCACUGUGCUUGGUGUACCUGCAGGUACAGCUGCUUCUGUCACCUACCUCAGGCAUCCAAGGAGGCACUUUCCACCAUUAUCACAAUAAUUAAUGCAACUUUUUUUUCUGUGUUUCUCAAUUUGCAGGGUAAUUUUUUUGACUAAAUGGUAUUCUUCUGUCUCCUUCUCUUUCCCAUUUUAAGACACUGUUUUCUGUCUGCUGGUGGUAGAGUAUUUCAACUGGAAAGUUUCUUUCACAGAUACAAAGCUCUUUAACUUCUGGUACUGUAAAAUGUAGGUAUCCUAAAGGAAUUGGAUCUGGUUUUUCUGCACACAUGUUAAUUGAGAGCUGAGGGCAUUGCCCAUGGAACUUGAAUAGAAGUGCACCUUUCCCCUCCUCAUAAAUUUUGGUGGAUGGACAUGAGUGACAAAAGCAUGUCUGCAUCAUAAACCAAAUUAGAGAAGCAUAGGCAACAAAUAAUUAAAGCAACCACAAUUUGCUGUGUGGUGGUGGCAGGGAACUGCUUGGACAGUGAGCAGGAAAGUCUGAGCAGUGGCUGAAGAAAAGAUGCUGCUGCUUGUGGCUGCUGUGAGUAGUAAGCAGUUCCUCCCUCAGAGGCCAGUGAUGAAGCAGGAUUGGUGAGGUGAUUGGUAAGAUCAGUACAAGGAAUAGUUAUAAACAUAGUAUUUGCUUACUGGUUUGGCAUUUGUCCAUGGACUAUAUUUUAAACUCCACAAAGAAAGCUAUAGCAUAAGACAUGACUCCUUAAUGGAAUGGAAGGUGAGAUGUACAAAAUACAAAUGGACUUCCUGAUUUUCCCCCUUAUUUAUGCACCCCAAGGAGGACCUGAGCAAGCUCUUUGAAAUCAAGAACCAGGUAAGACAUUAGUUAAAGUAAUAUUUUAGGGCAUCCUUAUAAUAAAUUCAACCCAUUAAUUACUUCUAAUUUUAUUUUGUUCUAAUCACUCUUACAGUUGGAGUAUAUGAAUAUAAAAUAGUAACAAUUAAUAAAAUAUUUUUUGCCCAUAUAUAUUUACUGCUCAGAAACCAGGUUUAUUGUACUGUCUCUGUGUCGAUUCAGCUAGUAAAGCACACCUCUGCAGGAAAGAGGAUGUAAUUUGCUUUCAGAAUCCUCACAGAUAGUAUGGUAUAGCCCACAGUCACAUCUGAGCUUGUAGCUCAACAGAAAAUGCGCACGUGCGCGCACACACGCGCACACACACACAGAUGCACACACACACUUUAUUGCUUGGAGUAUUUUCUAUUUUUUUUCAAGUUAAACACCUGACUGAGGACCUCUCCACUGAGGAAUAUUAGCUUUGUCACAGAAAAUAAAAAUUUAACUGGAAAUGAGGCAAGAGAGAAAAAUGAUAAUGAGUUUGCUAUUGGAAAAAACAGUGGGGUUUUUGGACUGUGAAAGCCCCAUAAAUUUUGUAAAUAGCCUUAACUGGUUUACAAGAAAUUAUAAACAUGCAGAAAGUCCUAUGCAUAUAGAAGCUAAAUCAAUUCCUAUUUGCUCUAAGAAUACCCCUGAGAGGAAAAGCAGAGGUUCUGCCUAUACAAAUUGUUUGUUCUUUCUGCUACCUUCAUGUUAGAUGUUUCCUCUGCUUGAUGUAUCUCAUAGUUCUCAUUAAUGGCCUUUUCUUUUUCUAUGUGGCGUAUCUCUACAGGCAAAAAUGUAGAGAAAAAUUAAGAACUCUCCUAUGCUGUCCCUGCCCUCAUGUUUCUUUUGACCUGUUUGUCAAGCAAUAGGCAAACAGUGCAGCACCUUAAAUGAAGUCAGUCAGAUCUGUGUUUUUAAAACUGCUGCAUUUCAUCUAGAAUAAGAAAUGCCAUUCAAAACGAGUAUAACACUGUGCAUUCAUUUCUUGUAAUCAUUGUAAUCAUACAAGAUGAUAAAACCUACUUUGCACACAAUUUUUAUGUUCCAAUUAUCAUUCAUUUGAACACAGAAAGGAUCCUAGAUGGUUUCAUGGUCCUUGCCAUGUUCUAGUCACUCUCUCUGUCCCCCUCCCUCUCUGUCCCCCCACUCCCCUUUUUACCCCCUCUCCCAUUCUGUGUGUCUUCUCCAGAGAAAUGUUCAGCACUUUCAGGGUAUAGGUGGGAAUUUCCUGUGCAGCACAGCUCUUGGUCACAGAAACUUCCAUAACAUACUUUUCAGGCAUAUACUUGACAUAUUCAUGUUUGUGGGAAGGAAAAAUCUGUGAAUCUCCAAAUUAUUAACCUGUGUAACAUUGCAGUUAAGCCCCACAACAUAAGUGGGGCCCAGUCUUGAUAAGUAUUUAUGAAGACUCAUUCAUACUUUAAGAAAGAAUCUGUGAAGAUGAGUUUUCCCUUACAGAAAUUCAAUAGGUUCUAAUCAAAAUAUUUGUAAGAGAAAAUAUUCACUGAUAACUUAAAGAGUUUUCCACCUUAGCUGAAGAGGGCCAGUUGCUCAAAUGUACUCAAAUAACAAAUGUAUUAAUGUUAAUACCUUAAUUGUUGUCUUUCUCCCUUGGAACAUCCAACAGGUCAUGCAGUUGGGCUGACUGCUGUGUGUUUCCCCCAUCCCCAUAACAGUUUCUUGAAACCUGCCUUGUGGUCAAAUGAGCAUUUAUAUUGAUACCUUCUCUGCAGUCCUCCUCCAGUUACUUGGUUACAGAAUCCCUCAGUUGCUCUCAUCCUGCUGGCAGAGUGGUGGUUUCAUUUCAUCAGACAGAUAGUGGCACACAGAGGCUCAAUGAUAAAAAAUCGUCUCAUGGAGGGAGCUACAUAAAUCACACCCCUAAAAAUUUCUGCAUCUGAGAUAUCAGGCAUACAAAACUGCUUUUGCACUUUUAAUUACAUACGCAGCUAUUUUUUUUAAGAUUGGCUGACCUAACAAGAGAUUGUUUUCAUUAUUUCUGAAGCAAUUCAGACCACAUCACGAAGAAUAGGGCAAGGUAACCUACAAGGAUUAUAUACAAAAAUAUAUGUGUUCCAUCUGAGAAAAUCAGAGUGGCAAGAUAGAUUCGUUUUCCAUUCCAAUUAAUGCUUUAUUUAUUACUGACUUACAUAAAACACUGGCAACUGACUGAUGACAAGAUCCUAGAUUAGCUGCAGCCAACAAAUGUACUGAAGAGUCUGAGGAGGUUAUAAAUACUCUACUUUUUGUCCUCAGUUUGCCAGGAUUGGUUAUUUUUAGCAAAUAGCCAGUCGACCUUAUCAAAAUGAAGAAUCAAAAAUAGUCUGGAAAAACACUGCAAGGAAAGGCUAUUUUUAGCUCUCCAUCUAUUCCCUGCUGCUAUCCAGCAAGGUCUGAUGGCACAGCUCAUGCACGACUGCUUAGUUAUUCUAGGCGAAUGCUUGUUAUGACCUGUCCUUUCCCUGGAUGCCUCAGUGCAGAAGGCAUUCAAUUGAUUAAAGAUUAAUGCCCCUGCAGACCAUGACAGCUGAAAGCUUUAGGGAGGGGGAACACACACUGACAGAUUGUUUCUAUCUGCAUCUUUCUGCCAGAUUAAUAGUUUCUUUGAAGGGAACUCUUGCCUAACUGAGUUUCCUUGUGUUUCGUGUUCCUCAGUGGGAGUUACUGCAGCACUCCUUUUAAGUAUAUUUACACUUCUUUUUCCUUCCAGUUCAGGAAGGCAAUAGAGAAAGUAAGAGUUACAGACAUAAAUUAAAUCACAGUUUUGACCAGUACCAUCCAUCACAAACCAGUAGCACUGGAAAUGGGCAAUGGACUGGAUCAAGAGAGAAAACCAUGCAAUUGGCUGCUAGAUAGUUUAUUGAUCAGACUAGUUAGAAACUUCACUGAUAUAAGUGAGGGUACCAUUUGGUUUUAAGACUUAAACCAGAAGAGAGAACCACCAAACCAAGGACCUGACUGCUACAAUAUCAUUCUUUCUCUUAUAAUAGAAAGUCUUUAAUUUAGUUCAGGACCUUAUAUAUUGGCAGUAGCCAACAACAAAUUUUUCUGAAGAAUAAACUGAGCUAUGAGUUUUUAGUUAUGCUAUGCCAUAGGUGGAAAAUAAGGUUGAAAAGACGUCCUCAAA
Messenger RNA from Oenanthe melanoleuca, 7685 nucleotides. RefSeq names its product 1-aminocyclopropane-1-carboxylate synthase homolog (inactive) (gene ACCS). The record is from RefSeq and is a predicted model, not a curated record. NCBI's taxonomy places the organism in Eukaryota, Metazoa, Chordata, Aves, Passeriformes, Muscicapidae. Gene Ontology annotation, molecular function: transaminase activity; pyridoxal phosphate binding. Gene Ontology annotation, biological process: biosynthetic process; amino acid metabolic process. The transcript is spliced from 15 exons. Bases 185 to 2854 code for a protein of 889 amino acids.